UUUUAAAAAUAAGAUAACAUUAUUUUUAUCAUGGAUAAUAUUCCCUUAGGGCUGACCUUAGACGACACUAGGGUCAGAAUAUCACCAGUAGUACCAAGUGUAAUACUUAAUUAUUUCAAUUCUUAUAACAACACAUCCGGUGAUGAGGAGCAAGCUCGGUCCAAAGACGAUAUCGUAUUUGGAGUGUUAAUCGGCCUUGAGAUAGACUCAAACAUCAUACUAACAAAUGCCUUUGGGAUCGACACCAGAGAGGAAGAAUCAAAGCUUAACUCAAAAUACAUUAAAUCGAUGAAAAAGUUCCUUACCAAAGGCACUAAAGACUCUGUUGUGGGCAUGUUCUUUGCACCAAUGGAGGGUCAAGCUAUUAAUGAUAUCUCAGUCAUGAAAGCAUUUGCCACUAUCUCUAAGGAGUUUAAGAAUAAGGGAAUCCUGCUAACUCUGGACAAGACUUCCGAUGCCAAAAGCUUGGAUAUCACCACUUAUCUACCAUUAGAUAUUGAUUUUGGGGAAACAGCAGAAAAUUUAGUCAUAUUCUCAGAUACUCCACAUGAAAUUAUUACUGAAAGUAUGGCUGAAGCCAUCUUCGGAGGUAUGCUCCAGGGUACUCAAAGCGAUGUUUUGAGUGUUUAUUGGAAAGAAGUCACUCAAUCUGAAGAAAUCACUCUGAAAAAGUUAGAAGAAAUCAACGAAAAACUCACCUCUCUUACUUCUAAAGACAAGAAUAAAAUGGAUAUUGAGGAAACCAUCUUCCUUCUCUCAAGUGCUAAGAAGUAUAUUGAAGAAUCUGAAGCAGGAAAGGUUGAAAGAGAGCCUUCCAUCGACAAGGCUCUUAACAGUGCCUUAUGCAGGAUCAGUAGUAUUAAUACUGAAUCUAUCUACAACCCACAGCCCGAGCUUGGCUACAUUAGUAAGCUCACAACCCUCUAUAAACAGCAACUCGAAAUUUCCCACAAAAUAAAUAAGGACCAAAUUUAGAAGAAGAAUAAGUGGAUUUAUCGAAUCAAUAAAAGUUAA
Molecule: messenger RNA, 1014 nt
Organism: Moneuplotes crassus
Lineage: Eukaryota; Ciliophora; Spirotrichea; Euplotida; Euplotidae
Source: the annotation of a GenBank genome assembly